GACCGACAUCGCACUCACCUUCUCAGCGCCUGAUUGGUCGGCUGGGGUUUUAGCACAGGAAGUGCAUGGGUGUGUUUCCGAGGGGGCGGGUCUUAAACUGCGUCGAAGAACUUCCCUGAAGACACCGUUCAGACAGCGUUUGCACGUACACAGGAUGGAGCUGCGACCACUUGUAAUGUGCUUUGCUCUCUGUGUGGUUUACGCCACCAGCAAACCCACAGAGAAGAAGGACCGUGUUCACCACGAUGAACCCCUCAGCAACCGAGAGCAUGAUGAUGUGGAGAACUUUGACUAUGACCAUGAAGCCUUUCUGGGACAAGAGGAGGCCAAGACCUUUGAUCAGCUCACACCAGAGGAGAGCAAGGAGAGGCUCGGCAUGUUGGUUGAACGUAUAGAUGAGGAUAAGGAUGGCUAUGUGACAGCUGAGGAGAUGAAGAAGUGGAUCAAGCACGCUCAGAAGAGGUGGAUCUACGAUGAUGUGGAUCGACAGUGGAAGAGUCAUGACCUCAAUGGAGAUGAGGUGGUGUCCUGGGAGGAGUACAAGAACGCCACAUACGGAUACAUUCUUGAUGAUCCCGACCCCGAUGAUGGCUUCAGUUACAGGCAGAUGAUGAAUCGCGAUGAGAGGAGAUUCAAAAUGGCCGACCAAGACAAUGACAUGAAAGCCAACAAGGAGGAGUUUACAGCCUUCCUUCACCCUGAGGAGUACGACCACAUGAAAGACAUUGUAGUGCUGGAAACUAUGGAAGACAUUGACAAGAAUGGAGAUGGUUUAAUAGACUUAGACGAGUACAUAGGUGACAUGUACAGCCAGGAGGGAGACGCCACAGAACCUGAGUGGGUGAAGACAGAGAAGGAACAGUUUACUGAAUUCAGAGACAAAAACAAAGACGGAAAGAUGGACAAGGAGGAGACCAGAGACUGGAUCCUGCCCAGUGACUACGACCAUGCUGACGCUGAGGCCAAGCAUCUGGUCUAUGAGUCGGAUACAGACAAAGAUGGCCGCCUGACCAAAGCAGAAAUCGUGGAUAAGUACGACCUGUUCGUGGGCAGCCAGGCGACUGACUUCGGAGAGGCUCUGACUCGACACGACGAGUUCUAACAUCCACCUGCCUCCAAAGACUCUGUGUUCAUUUUGUGUACCACCUUAGUCCUCCGACGGUCGAUUGAGUAUUUCAAACGAGAUGAGCUCGCCUAAUCCGACGCCACGGACAGUAAUUUAUUUGGUUUGUUGAAUGUGUCCCAGUGUACACACACUAACAGUGUGUCGUCAUGCUCAGUUGUGUGUAAGAUUGGGAUAUAUCGCCAGCCUUUGCUCUGCUUCCACACACUACUCUUCCCAUUUUCUAGGUCAGGUGAAAAACAAACAGUGUUAGAUGAUAAUUAGUUUUUCUUUGAAAGAAUAAUUUUAUGAAAUAGCCAUGUUUUGUUAUGAAACCCUAAAAGAGCAAAUUUAAGUUUGCAGUGUACAGAGUACUUUGUCAUACCAUUUCUUUUUGCAAUGCACUGGACUGUGAAGAGUAAAGCUGAUGUCUAGCUAGUUUUGUUCUACUACAGAAUUUGUUCUACUCCUCCUGUCUAAUCAUGUAAUCGGGCCCAAACUGAAAAGUAGUUUCUGAUUCACUUGUGCUUUGUUUUCAUGUCUUUAUUGAUCAUAAUGCUGGAGUAUAGGGUGUUUGGAACGAGGAUUAAAUAUUAAAUUCCAGUGACGAUAAAGACUAUUUGGACUAGUGCAAUACAGUAUAAUCAGUGGGACCGCACUGUGUUUGCUAUACUGGUCCCCAAAGCAUCCAUGUUAACACAAGCCGUGGGUCCCACAUAAGGGCGGGCUGUGUGUUAGUGGAAGGAAUCAAGAAUUUCUGAUUUAAUGACUAAUGGAUGCUUUGUCCUCAAAGCUGCCUCCUUUCUUCUUCUUUUUUUUCUCAUCACCUUAAUAGUGUGUGUGCGUGUGAAUCUGUGUGUACAUAUAUUACUUGUACUCUUAAUUUUUUUUUAAAUGUUUUUGUUGGUUUCAGCUGAACAAACUAAUUUGUGUGCCAAGGAAACACCUUUGUCCUGUUUUGUAAGCUGUUUAAAAAAAACAAAAAGCUAAUUUCA
This is a messenger RNA of Perca fluviatilis (European perch), 2097 nucleotides long. It is a transcript of the gene calub, whose product is annotated as calumenin b. Gene Ontology annotation, molecular function: calcium ion binding. Lineage: Eukaryota; Metazoa; Chordata; Actinopteri; Perciformes; Percidae. The record is from RefSeq and is a predicted model, not a curated record. Gene Ontology annotation, cellular component: endoplasmic reticulum. The coding region runs from base 155 to 1102 and encodes 315 amino acids. The transcript is spliced from 7 exons.